Messenger RNA from Miscanthus lutarioriparius, 618 nucleotides. NCBI's taxonomy places the organism in Eukaryota, Viridiplantae, Streptophyta, Magnoliopsida, Poales, Poaceae. The record is from the annotation of a GenBank genome assembly.
AUGGGCCACGGGUCGCCGUGCUGGAGGCCGCCGCUGGCUCAAGCGUGGCAGAGCUUGAGCGGAGGCCGUCGGUACGCGGGCUCGCUCGGGCGUGGCGGAGCUCGAGCGGAGGCGGGGUCACCGUGCCAGCGCCCACUGGCAGACAGGAGGCGGCGGCGCUCUGCCCGAUCUGCCUGGACCCCAUGGAGCCCGGCCCCGCGCUUCGCGGACGUGCCGGUGUGCCUGCUCGCUAGCCGCCGCCACCUCGAUGGCCUGGGCGUCGACGCCGACGCGCUCCGCUGCCGGCACAUCUGCUCGGCGUCUUCGCUGGCCACCGCGGCGCCGAGUAGUGCAGCAGCUGGACCUAGUGAUACAGCAGAUGUAUUAAUGGGAAAUAUAGAUGACGACCUUGAUCCGAGUCUGCUUUUUAGUGCUGCUGGUCGUGUUGUUGAUCCUUACCGUAGUCGACUUGAUCCCGAGAUGGUAGAGGCAUUGAUUUGCACCAAAGAUUGGGUAGUGGCAGCAAGAAAAGAUUCUAAAAUUGUUGGUUCAGUUAUGGGUGUUCUUGAGGCAGGAAACAAAGAGGUGGAUGAGGAUGAUAAUGAGGAAGCAGAAGAUCUGGGAAGUGAUCCAGACUGA